AUGUUUUACAAAAAAAUGAGUUCUAGGCGCCCGCGCAAUAAAACGACCUCUAACUUUAGCUAUUGCAUUUUCGCCUAAACUUCUUUUUCAGGUCUUUUUAAAAUUGCAUACUGUUGUACGAAAAUGAGUCUUUCGACCCUGGGACACCCGUGCGGCGGUUAAAUAGGAUCGGAUCAAAUCGAGGCAAUAAAAAAAGAAUCCAAAAAAUCCGGACCCAGGAAUGCCCGAGAAUCUGCUGAUAUUUUGGGUUAUCGUCAUACUGUGUUUUCUGCAACAAAUUGCAGGUCAGGCUCCGGAACGAAAGCUGAAGACUUACAAAGGUUGUGGAGGUCGAUUGGACGAAUUAUCAGGAGUUAUCCAGACCCCAAACUACCCUGAAAGCAAACUAGAGAUGAAUAAAACUUACCCCACAAACUCAAACUGCACUUGGUACCGAGAUGGCGGAGACGACGCAACAUUAUACACCAUAAAAUUUUGGGUGAUGCGACUGGAAAGUGCCAGGAAUCCGAACACGAAUCAAACUAUAUGUUACGACUAUAUGAACAUCACUGUAGACUCAUUUGGAACCCUUCAAUUCUGCGGAUUCAGUGCACCAAAGGUGACGAUCAAUGGUGUUGGGCCGUCAUUGAAACUACAAUUUAUAUCUGACGAUUCCAACAAUUACCAAGGAAUGAUGCUGAUGUAUGCAGUUAGGCCUGACUACAGACCUUGCGAACGGGAGCCUUGUAAAAACGGAGGUACAUGCGAGAUGAAAGAUAACAGGAUAGAGUAUGAGUGCAUUUGCCCAGAUGGAUACGAAGGGUAUCACUGCGAGACAGAUAUAGAUGAAUGUGAAAGUGGACCUUGCCUCAACGGUGGUACAUGCAAGCAGUUGAUGGGCGGGGGCUUUACAUGCUUAUGUAUGGAUGAUUUCGCUGGGAACACUUGCGAGAGAAACAUUGGCGAUCCAGUCGAUCCAUGUCUCAAUAGCCCUUGCGGGUCCCAAUCCACUUGCCAGACAAAGACUUCUGACGGCGGCGCAGCGACCUUUGAAUGCAUUUGCCGGGACGGCUUUACAGGUGUGACCUGCCAAACUGAAAUUGACGAAUGCGACAGCGAUCCUUGUCUCAACGGUGGAAUUUGCGUGGAUUACGUCAAUUCUUUUGAGUGCGCAUGCGCGGUAGGAUGGGAAGGCGUCUUGUGUGAAAGCGAAGAAAAAAUUGACGGUUGUUCGUCUAAUCCGUGCAGUGAAAACGAAAAUUGUACCUCCACAAAUAACGACGGCGGAUACAGUUGCACUUGCAAGCCAGGGUGGACAGGAAAAAACUGCCGAGUUGAUUUGAACGAAUGUUCGUUAUUCCCUUGCCUGCAUGGUGGGGCGUGUAAAGAAGGCCGUGAGAUUAAUGUGUACGAAUGCAAAUGUGUGAAAGGGUAUACCGGCAAAAACUGCGAAAUAGUACCCCGGCAGUGCUCGAACCCUGGCAUCCCCUACCUCAGUAACGACACCAAGUGGGCAAACGGCGCCACUUUGCGAUUUUCGUGCACGGACGGUUACAAACUAUUGGGGACUGAAAAUUUGACGUGUUUAAGAAACGAAACAUGGGAUCAUGAGAUGCCGGUUUGUAUCGCAGAUCACUUGAACAACACUGUCAUGUUUCUACCACGUCGUUUCAGUCCAGUUCUUGCUACCUUUGUUUCGUUAAGCGUUGUACUGGCCACAGCCACCAUUGUAUUUGGAGCAUGGCUUCUUCUAAAAGGGCCAUGGCAGCUGGGACGUAAUCUUACAAAAGUCGUCAAGUUAUCCCACGUCUCAUUGGCGUCUUCUGUGCGGUAGAAAACGUAUAAACUAACCUUUUAUUUCAAACCUUGUACAGGGAAGCCCUUGACACUGUGUAUUUAUGCUUAUCUUAUGCCCAUGUACUACGGGUGUAGUAUAAUCGACCAUGUCAUUUUGAUUUCCAUGUAUUUUAUUCUACCUCGUAUACUGCUGACUAUAGAGAGUUUUAUUGGCCGUAAUAAUGUACCAUGCGUUGAGUUAUUACCCAUCAAAAUUGCUUGCUACCAAGUUCUACUUAUUCAAACUAUGAAACACUAAACGACUAACAAAAUAUAUCAUAACUUUGAAAUCAUGUGUUUCUUUUGUUGGUCGUCAUAUUUUGGUCUGUUACCAUGUUUUUCACUAUAACAUAAUAUCUCAUAAUUUUGAAAUCAUAUAUAUUUUUUAGUUGGUCGCCUUAUUUUGGUCUGUUACCGUAAUUUUCAGUAACAAAAUAUCUCAUAAUUUUAAAAUCAUAUAUUUCUUUGGACGGUCGUCAUAUUUUGAUAUGUUGCCAUGAUUCACUGGUAUUACGUGUACGCCUCCAUCAGUGCAUUACGCAUAACGUUGCAAAGCAAUUGAAACAUUUAAAGCCAGUGUAAUAUCCGCCGCUCCGUCAGCGUUCCCCACUUAACCUACCUCAAACGAUGGCAGCCAUGCUUGAAAAUAAACUGUACACACUUUUG
Ciona intestinalis (vase tunicate) is the source of this 2481-nucleotide messenger RNA. The record is from RefSeq and is a predicted model, not a curated record. NCBI's taxonomy places the organism in Eukaryota, Metazoa, Chordata, Ascidiacea, Phlebobranchia, Cionidae.